AUGCAGGACUGGAAUCUCUAUCUCCGGUCAACAGAGGGAACAAGUGGGGCAACAGAUAGUUUGCUGGCCACAAACUUGUCGACCACCUCCCAACAGGGCUCGACGCAUAGCUCUCCUCUAGUACUACCCUCACAGAACGGCCUUCCACGAAAGCGGUCUUCCCCGCUCGCCGUGCCGCCCCUCCCUAGGAAUCUUAAAAAGCGGCGUUCUCCGACACCCCCUCACUCCCCGUCGCCUUCUCCGCCGGGUUUCCCUACCACUCCCCUUCCGCGAAACAGCUUUGCCCGAUACGCCGCACAAUCCUCGGUGACACCCAACAUCGCCUCUGUCCCGCCCUCACCCGCUCUCUCCAAUAUGGUGACGGACGCGAUCAAUAUCGCCAGUCAGCUCAAUGGUUCCCCCCGUGGAACAGCCAAUGGCGAACGCCUGAAGAUGAAGCGCCCUUCCCCUCUGCCCUUACCCCGGCGGAUCCCGCCAGGUGCCCCGCGCGCUGAGCGCCCUUCUCAGCCUCUGUCGCAUGUGCAGAGGAACAGUAGUUCGGAGUCGUCCACAUCCGCCCAGGAUGUCGAGACUCAGUUGACUCAGGACAUGGGCAUAUCUCCCUCCGUGUCACAGCAAUCACAGUCACAGCCGCAAUUGCAAUCUCAGUCUCAAUCGCAGUUGCAAUCUCAGUCUCAGUCCCAGGAAGCACCUCAACAUUCCCAAUCCACCGAGUCCGUCGCCUCGCUUCGCAGCCAGGCCGCGUACGAUAGCCAACGUAUCGUGCACGAGGAGAUCAGCGACUUCCUCUCCCAACUCUCUGACCAGAACCAAGGCCCCCCGCCCACGUUCCGCUCCGGGACGCUGCGGAUCGGACCGAACAAAGUCGCGCGCGAGGUGAAAAUGGACGUUAACGACGUUCCUGAGGGAAACGACCUCUACGCAGGUCGUCCGGGCGCGGUUGCUGCAUCACAGAGCAGGCAGGGUGGGGCGAUGUCCGUCGACCCUGGAGGCGUACAACCGUUUGGGUACGGCUACUCUAGCAUGCCGCUGUACACCCAAGCACCCUAUCGUAGUCAGAGCCCGUCCCAGUGA
Molecule: messenger RNA, 1074 nt
Organism: Sparassis crispa
Lineage: Eukaryota; Fungi; Basidiomycota; Agaricomycetes; Polyporales; Sparassidaceae
Exons: 3
Coding region: 1-1074 (357 amino acids)
Source: RefSeq, a predicted model, not a curated record